This is a messenger RNA of Chondrus crispus (carragheen), 1654 nucleotides long. Its product is annotated as Glutamine synthethase. The annotation marks the transcript as partial. Gene Ontology annotation, cellular component: cytoplasm. The transcript is spliced from 3 exons. Gene Ontology annotation, molecular function: glutamine synthetase activity. Lineage: Eukaryota; Rhodophyta; Florideophyceae; Gigartinales; Gigartinaceae. The record is from RefSeq and is a predicted model, not a curated record.
AUGACUGUACUCCUCUUCAUCGCCACCGAAUUCUCAACCAGUCAUCCUCCCUACCCAAUCGCCCUAUUACUUGCAACAAACUCUUUAUCCUCAAGACCCUACCUCCGCUUACGUCUUCUCUUCCCACUCCUCCUCCUAUUACACUUCUCCGCUCUCUCCCCCGCCCUCACUGCUUUCCAGAGUCACUCUGCCCUACCCUCCCAAUCCCCGAAACCACAUCCACAAUGGCCCCUCUCCCCGCCUUCGUCCCUGGUGGUCUGGCCCUGGCCGCGCGCACCACUAGCGCGACGCUUCAGUCGCGCUCCACCUCGCGCCCCAAUCUCCGCAUCGUCCCCCGCGCAGUACGCCCCGCCCGCCUCUCCGUCUCCAUGCAGGCCACCUCAGCCGACAGCGAGAUGUAUAGGCUGCUCAACCUCCCGGUCCCCUCCUCAGUCGUCCUCGCCGAGUACGUCUGGCUCGACGGUUUCUACAAGCUCCGCUCCAAGUCUCGCACCGUCGACCCAAAUAUCACAGACCCUGCCAACCUCCCGUCCUGGAACUACGAUGGCUCCUCCACCAACCAGGCCCCCGGUGAGGACUCGGAGGUCAUCCUCAAGCCCCGCGUCAUCUACAAGGACCCCUUCCGUGGCGGCGACCACAUCCUCGUUUUGUGCGAUACAUACACUCCAGAUGGCGUGCCCUUGCCCACCAACACCCGCGCCUCUUGCGAUAAGGUCAUGGACAACGCGAAGAGCCUCGCCCCUUGGUUCGGCCUGGAACAGGAGUACUUUCUCAUCAACCCCGAGACGGGCAGGCCGCUCGGCUUUCCAGUCGAUAGCGAGCCUGCUCCCCAAGGGCCCUACUAUUGCGGUAUUGGCGCUGAGAACGCCUUUGGCCGUGAGAUCGCUGACGCCGCCUGGCGCGCACAAUUGUACGCGGGCUUGAGAGUCGGUGGCAUUAACGCAGAGGUCGCCCCGGGGCAGUGGGAGUUCCAAGUCGGUCCGUGCGUGGGCAUUGAGGAGGGUGAUAUGAUGUGGAUGGCGCGUUACAUUUUGGAGCGCGUCGCCGAGAUUGCGGGGCUCAUCGUCAAUUACGAACCGAAGCCUGUCAAGGGAGACUGGAACGGCUCUGGGUGCCAUUCCAACUUUUCCACAAAGGGCAUGCGUGAGGACGGCGGAUACGAAAAAGAGAUAAUUCCCGCUAUGGAGCGCUUGCGGUUCAAGCAUAUGGAGCACAUCAACGCGUACGGUGAGGGCAACGAUCAGCGUCUUACCGGUAAGCAUGAGACGGCCCCGAUUACCGAGUUCCGCUGGGGGGUUGGUGACCGUGGAGCUUCAUGCCGUGUCGGGACAGGUAUUGUAAAGGAAGGCAAGGGGUACUUCGAAGAUCGUCGGCCUGCCGGAAAUUGCGACCCCUAUGUUGUCACAAAGCUACUUGUGAAGACAGGAUGUAAUGUCAACGAAGACUAAUCGCUUAAUUUUGGCAAGUGAGCACUACCUGUAGACGGACGUGUCUUGAGCACGAGCAUGAGUUUUCGCAUCACUCCUCAGCCUGACCGGCGAGAGCGGUAUGUGUUGAAGGAUUUAGUCUCAUCACGAGGCUCAUGAACCUUCUGAACACCAGAAUAGAAUUAUUAGCCCGCUUUACAGGAACAGAUAAAAGUCAUUCCCCUAUA